AUGACCAUCCUUGAUAGCUGCCCUCACACAGGUGGGCUAGACUAUCCUUUUGAGAGGAAGGAAUAUAAUCGGUUCGACAGGUGGGCUCGAGCCACUUUGGCAUGCGAGCUUGGUUUAGCCAUUGCGGCAGAAGCCCUCCGAACCGCCCACAAGCAGCGAGAGCUCGCCGGAGUUAUACUGAAACGUCUCAAAUCACUGCUUCUCCCGUCGGAAUCCGCCGCAACAAUCUUCGAAAGACUAGGCUUACACUUCACCGAAGCUCUGCAAAUCCUCCUCGCCGGAAAAGGUCCCACCUUUAAUCUCCCUCCCGCCGGCGACGAGCCCUCUGCUCUCCAGCUGAUGCAGGACAUGUCGCCGUACACCAGCUUCGGCCAUUUCACCGCCAAUCAAUCCAUCCUCGAAGCCGUCAAUGGAUCCCGCCGAGUUCACAUCAUUGAUUUCGACGUCAAGGAGGGGCUUCAAUGGGCCUCGCUGAUGCAAGCUCUGGUUUCUGAUAAAAAUGGCACCUUUACUUCACACAGUCUCCGAAUCACCGCGAUUGCCGGCGGGAAAUCGACGGUGAAGGUUGAAGAAACAGGGCAAAGACUGACUGCCUUUGCGUCAUCCGUAAACCUUCCGUUCACAUUCGGCCAUUGUAAACUCGGAUUGAAUCAGAGAUUCCGGCCGGCUGCUCUGAAGCCGAUUGAAGGGGAAGCAAUAAUACUGAACUGUGUUCUUCACUCACCGCAAGCUCCACACCGCUCCGCCGCCUAUAUCAAAUCAUUCAUCAGCAGCGCAGCGGCCGUCGGAGCGAGCUUGGUGACGGUGGUGGAGGAGGAAAGCGGGGGAAGAAAAGCAGAGGGGUUUAUGGGGAGGUUUGUGGAUGAGAUGGAGAGGUAUUGGGUGAUGAUGGAAGCGGUAGAACAAGGGUUUCAGAAGCAGAGGAGGGCGAGGAAGAUGGUGGAGAGGGAGAUAUUUGCUCCAAGAAUCGUGGCGGCAGUGAGUAGGGUUUGUUGUGAGGAAGAAGGAGGAGGAGGAGGAGUUGGGGAGUGGAUGGCGGGGGGAGGAUUCCGGCGAGUGGGUUUCAGUGGGUUCAAUGUCUCACUAGCUUUAAUGCUGGUUAAGCUGUUCGGUGAUGGAUAUGAGGUUGAAGAAGAUGGUUCUAAUAAGCUUGUUUUGAGAUGGAAGUGGCGGCGGCUUGUUUCGUCCUCCGCUUGGUCGCCGGCGACGAUGAAGAAUUGCUUGUAA
Phalaenopsis equestris is the source of this 1227-nucleotide messenger RNA. RefSeq names its product nodulation-signaling pathway 2 protein-like. The transcript has 2 exons. Gene Ontology annotation, cellular component: nucleus. Gene Ontology annotation, biological process: regulation of DNA-templated transcription. Lineage: Eukaryota; Viridiplantae; Streptophyta; Magnoliopsida; Asparagales; Orchidaceae. The coding region runs from base 1 to 1227 and encodes 408 amino acids. Gene Ontology annotation, molecular function: sequence-specific DNA binding; DNA-binding transcription factor activity. The record is from RefSeq and is a predicted model, not a curated record.